UUUUCUGACUCUUUCUCUCUCUUUUGCGUGUCUUCUAUUUUAUAGACCACCUUCGCCUCUCUGUCUGUUUCAGCCUCUUGCUUACUGGAAUUUCUUUGUAUUCAUCUUCAAGCGGUCCGAGGCUGUAGAAGCGAGGGAAUUUUGAUAUUUUCAGGCUGGUGAUAUAAGUUUUAGGUAAGGGGGGCUCUGGGGAUUUGAGUGAAAUGGUUGGUAAAGAGAACUUGAGGACUGAAGACUUGAAUUUAUGCUUUGAGAAACUAAUGAUGGUUGUUGGUGGUGGUGAUGGAAUGGAUGUUGGUGCCAAAGGAGUUAAAAUGGAUGGUGGGCUGAUAGCAGGAUGGAAGGACAUUCCUAUGGAGCUUCUCUUGCAAAUUGUAUCCCUUGUUGAUGAUCGAACUGUUAUUGUAGCUUCAGGCGUGUGUCGUGGAUGGCGGGAUGCUAUUUGCUUUGGCCUCGUCCAUCUUUCCCUCUCAUGGUGCAAAAAGAACAUGAACAACUUGGUCCUAUCCCUUGCUCCUAAAUUUGCAAAACUGCAAACUCUAAUCUUGCGCCAGGAUAAACCCCAGCUUGCCGACGAUGCUGUUGAGACCAUUGCUAGUUACUGUCAUGAUCUGCAGGCCCUGGACCUGAGCAAAAGUUUCAAGCUCAGCGAUCUUUCCCUAUAUGCUCUGGCUCAUGGUUGUCACGACCUUAAAAGACUUAACGUUAGUGGUUGUACUGCAUUCAGUGACACUGCACUGGCUUAUCUGGCCAGUUAUUGCAGAAAGCUAAAAGUUCUUAAUCUAUGUGGAUGUGUCAAGGCUGCAUCUGACACUGCAUUGCAGGCUAUCGGACAAUACUGUAAUCAUUUGCAGUCAGUAAAUCUUGGAUGGUGUGAAAAUGUGAGUGAUGUGGGUGUGAUGAGUUUGGCAUAUGGAUGUCCUGAUCUUCGAACCCUAGACUUGUGUGGCUGUGUCCUAAUUACAGAUGAUAGUGUGAUUGCUUUGGCAAAUAUGUGCCCUCAUCUGAGGUCCCUUGGCCUCUACUAUUGUCAAAACAUAACAGACAGAGCAAUGUAUUCUUUGGCACAUAGCUGUAGAAAGAACAAACCUACAAAAUGGGGAACAGGGAAAGGCAAGAAUGAUGAUGAUGGACUUCGGACUCUUAACAUAAGCCAAUGCACGGCUCUUACUCCCCCGGCUGUACAGGCAGUUUGCGAUUCGUUUCCGGCUCUCCACACGUGCUCAGGUCGCCAUUCUCUCAUCAUGAGUGGCUGUCUAAAUUUGAUGUCUGUGCAUUGUGCUUGUGCAAUCCAAGCUCACCGUGCUCCAACUGCUUUUCCUCAUUCAGCUCAUUGAACACGAGAGUGAGUUUAGAUGAUUGUUUAUCCUCGAACACGAUGCCUUUCCAGAAAAUCAUGAUGGUUGUAUAUGUACAUGUUCCUUGGAAGAACGGAAAUCUGAACAUAUGAGGACUUCGUUCUCUCGGUUGGUUUAUCUCUUUUCAUGUGUAAAUAUGUAGCUUGCGGACAUGAAGAUGCCAAGCCUAUAUUUGUUUGGAACCACAUGCUUGGUUACUUAUGGAAAUGCCUUCAAUUUCAUAA
Messenger RNA from Benincasa hispida (wax gourd), 1582 nucleotides. RefSeq names its product F-box protein SKP2A. NCBI's taxonomy places the organism in Eukaryota, Viridiplantae, Streptophyta, Magnoliopsida, Cucurbitales, Cucurbitaceae. Gene Ontology annotation, molecular function: protein binding. Gene Ontology annotation, biological process: SCF-dependent proteasomal ubiquitin-dependent protein catabolic process. Gene Ontology annotation, cellular component: SCF ubiquitin ligase complex; cytoplasm. The record is from RefSeq and is a predicted model, not a curated record.